CAAUUUUUUAUAUAUUUAAAAAUGUAUAAAGCCGUCGUAGUAUUGGCUCUUCUUGCUUCAGUAAGCUUGGCUGUGCACAUUCCAUUGACCAAGAGAUCUAUCUCUAAGCUAGAGAUUGAUGCCAAGAGAAGUUUCCUCCAAUCACCAGAGUUUGAACAAGAGAUGGAAUCUGCUUUAAGAUCAAAUGAUCAGACAAAUCUUCCAAUCAAGGACUACACUGAUACCCAAUAUGUUGCUGAGGUUACUGUUGGAAACCCACCACAGAGCUUCAUGGUUGUGCCAGAUACUGGAUCAUCAGAUCUUUGGAUUUACUCCUCCAGCUGCUACUUCUCACUCUCUUGUUAUCUCCACAACUACUACAAACACAAGAGAUCAGAUACUUUCCACAAGAAUGGAAAGAAGUUCUAUCUCGGAUAUGGCUCUGGAAGUGCUAGUGGACACUGGUCAAAUGAUGAAGUAAACUUCGCUGGCCUCACUGCUGAAGACUUCAGAUUCGGAGAGGUUACCUCUGUAAAAGGAAUUUCUUUCAUCAUGGGACAUCUUGACGGUAUCCUAGGACUUGCCUUCAACACUAUCUCUACUGAUAACUUCCCAGUUUUCUUCGAAGCUGCUGAUUUAGAAGACAGAUCAUUCUCCUUCAAACUUGGACAUACUGAUGAGGAAUCCUUCUUGGUUGCCCCAGGAGUUGAUGAAGAUUUGUUCACCGGAGAAUUGCAAUAUCACAAUGUUAUUGAAGAGAAAUACUGGAGUCUUAAUAUGACAGACAUCAAGGUAGGAGGGAACUCAAUUGAAGGAGCUGAAGGAUAUAAAGGUGUUAUCGAUAGUGGAACUUCUCUCAUUGUUGGAGAUCAAAAGCUUAUUGAUCCAAUCCUCGCUCAAAUUGGAGACAUCGAUCAAACCUGUAAGGAUCUCUCUGGUCACCCAGAUAUCACCAUUACUUUCGAUUCAGUAGAAUAUACCUUGACUCCAGAGGACUACAUUGUCAGAGUUAAAUCAUUCCUCGGAGAAGCUUGUGUAUGUGGUUUCAUGUCUGCCAAAUUCGCUACUAACUUCCCAUAUCUCAUUAUCGGAGAUGUUUUGAUGAGAAAAUACUACACUCACUUCAACAUGAAUGAUAAGACUGUUGGAUUUGCUCUCGCAAACCAUGAAUAAAUCUAACUACUUGAAGUGGCUUACAUUCAA
Messenger RNA from Moneuplotes crassus, 1182 nucleotides. Lineage: Eukaryota; Ciliophora; Spirotrichea; Euplotida; Euplotidae. The record is from the annotation of a GenBank genome assembly.